Rangifer tarandus platyrhynchus (Svalbard reindeer) is the source of this 951-nucleotide messenger RNA. The record is from the annotation of a GenBank genome assembly. NCBI's taxonomy places the organism in Eukaryota, Metazoa, Chordata, Mammalia, Artiodactyla, Cervidae.
AUGUACAGCAGAGCUUACAUCUUGCUAAAAAGAGAAUUCGAAGAGUUGAAGAACAACAGUUAUGAGGGUAUUACUGCCUUUCCUAUAAGUGAAGAUAUGAUGCAAUGGGAUGUUGACAUUGAAGGUCUACAGAAUACAAUUUGGCAUGGAGCAUUCUUCCAACUGAGAAUAAAUUUUACAUCAGAGUAUAAUUUUGUCCCUCCAGUUGUGAAAUUCAGAACAAUUCCUUUUCAUCCAAAUGUAGACCCACAUUCUGGCAAGCCCUGUAUAGAUUUUUUGGACAGCCCUCGUAAAUGGAAUAGAAGCUAUACGUUGAGCAGCAUCUUACUUACCCUCCAGGUUAUGCUUUCUAAUCCAGUUCUAGAAAAUCCAGUGAAUUUGGAAGCAGCCCAUAUACUGAUGAAAGAUGAAACUCUGUACAGACUAAUAAUUCUACGACUUUUCCACCAGCCGUUACCAUCGAAAGAUGAUGGUUCUGAAUUGCCAAAAGAGCCAGAUAAACUUAACAGAUCAAUUAAAUCAGUCUCAUUUAGUGAUUACUACAAGACAUGGUCUGGAAUAGCCACAUCAAAAGCCACAGAAUAUUACAGAACUCCAUUUCUUAAAGAUCCAAAUUUCAUUAAGCAGUAUUAUAAUUGGAAGAAAGAUGAUCUAAGACAUACUAAAGAAUGGAGUUUGAGGUAUAUUGCUGCCAUAUCUCGGAUUGCUAGAGAAAAUAUAAACGUUCAGAAAGUCAAUUAUCAAACUAGAAGAAGUUAUAUCUGCGUACCUCCGAUUCAAACUUCUCCUGAUUCACAAACUGAAACAGAUACUGUCACAAAGAAGGACCAAAAAAAGGAAUGGUGGAAGAGAAAGUCAGUUGAAAUUAGCAUAAAUGACCCAUGGGAAAACGAAGUGGACGAUCUGGUUGCCUGGACCAACUCCCUUGAUACAGAUGCUUUGGAAGAUUAA